Molecule: messenger RNA, 1023 nt
Organism: Ctenocephalides felis (cat flea)
Lineage: Eukaryota; Metazoa; Arthropoda; Insecta; Siphonaptera; Pulicidae
Gene: jdp
Product: J domain-containing protein
Exons: 5
Coding region: 111-665 (184 amino acids)
Cellular component (GO): cytoplasm
Source: RefSeq, a predicted model, not a curated record
UCAUCAAAAUAAAAUUACAUUAUUUAUUAAUUAAGUAUUAACGUGUCGAUUAAUAAAAGUGAUAAGUGAAAGUUCAAUAAUUUGAUCAAUUAGUUUCCGAUAAAGAUAAAAUGGGUUCCCCGGGCACUGUUGAUGAUAUACUAAACUUCAAAAAGGACGACGAGGAUGAUCUUUACAAACUUUUGGGUUGCGAUGAGAACUCCACUGUUGAGCAAAUAACAGCCGAGUACAAGGUUUUAGCUUUGCAAUAUCAUCCGGACAAAAAUGAUGGUGACAAAGAUGCCGAAGUGAAAUUCCAAAAACUCAAGUAUGCUAAAGAAACAUUAUGCGACCCCGAGAGAAGGAGUAAUUAUGAUAAAUGGCGUAACAGUGGUAUCGCCAUCAGUUACAAGCAGUGGCUUGGGAUGAAGGAACACGUGCACCAGGUAAAAAAAAUUAAAAACGCAUUUAAAGUUUUGCGUGAAUCGAUGCAUUGGAGCACCCCCAAGACCAAGGACCGCAUGUUACCCGAGGCCGGAACCGGGUUGGGAGUGAACGCCCCUACCGCCGCCCUGCGUCGAGCGUCCGAAGGAGGCGCAGCCCUACAUUACGGAAACAGACCAGCACAUUGGGGAAACGAACCACCGAAUGAAAUUGCGGCCAAGUUCAGAAACUACGAGAUUUAAAUGAGUCCGAAAUGCCAGCACGUUUCGUUAAAUGAAAAUGCGAAUUAAAUCGAACGUUGGAAAUUUAUUAUAGGCCCUGCAGGUUCUAUUUCGAUUAUAUAUCAUUUAACCAGUUGACUGUGGCACACUUAUUAAACUGACACACAGUUUUGUGUCAUCAGAAUCGAGAUAAAAUAUUGAUUUCAAAUUAGAAUAUAUGGUAUAAGCACGUUACCAAGAAAUGAUGAUUAUUUAUACAAAAUGCAAAUUUAUUUUAAUCAUAUAUUCUAAUUUUUAUUUUCCAAAUACGUUUUAUUUACUUAUGUUACAAAAACCAUAAACAUAAAACAUAGGCCAAUUAUGAAGAACCUAUUCAAUU